AUGACAACACGCUGGUACUCAAUGAGCGUGUGGUCUUGGAUUAUUUUCUUGAGUGUGCGUUUAUAUGUCUUCUGUGGUCGUUGGCAGCUUCGUAUUGCAGGCAAGAUGGGUCGACCAAGCGAACAAGCUUUCAAGGUACAAUCCUGCCAGCUUCACACGAGCGUUUCGCACUGCCGUCGCCUCAUUGGACACGCUUUUAAAAAAGAUACGAACGAACGUGACUUUUUUCUUUUGCAGCCACAUAAGAUGUGGAAGGUCGUCUCAUUGUAUUUAUAUUAG
Molecule: messenger RNA, 279 nt
Organism: Phytophthora infestans T30-4
Lineage: Eukaryota; Oomycota; Peronosporomycetes; Peronosporales; Peronosporaceae
Exons: 1
Coding region: 1-279 (92 amino acids)
Source: RefSeq, a predicted model, not a curated record